AUGGGCCCCCGCACUCCUAUACACACGUGCGCGCCCCAGCCGGGCUCCGCCCCCUCCCCGGCGCCGGGAUUGCGUCGGGCGGGAGGCUCCUCCUUCUCCGAGGGUCGCGCGGCUGCCAGGCGCCCGCGCGGGGCUCGCCGCCAACCUCCGGGUGUGGAGAGCCGCCCUCCCCGCCGCGCGGCCCUGGCCCGCCUCUGCCCUCCGUCCCCGGCGCUCCGCGCUCGGUACCGAACUCCGACAGCCGGGCGCCGCGCGCCACCCGGCAACCCGAUCCCGCCCCCAGUCCCCACGAGCCGCGGUCCCUCCCUGCCGCCCGGCCGGCCCCCGGGAGGGGACAAGCCGCGCGAACAGGGAGGAAGUGGGGGAGCCGUGAGGACACUCUUGCCACCCACCUUACUCUGUCCUCCCCAACCAAGCAUAUUAUUUCCUAAUCAGGCUUCCACACCUUUCAGGGUUGCAGAGCCGCCAAAGGAGCAGAUUCCAUCACAGCGGGGCCAGGGGUGCGAUGAGAUUUGGGACCAUGGUACGGUGAGGGGUUUCCUGCUCCUGGUCUGAGAUUUUCAGAGCAGAGCGAGACCCAGAAGAAUUCUGCCAGGUCUAAAGGGACCCCCAGGGACGCCUGCGUGACUCAGUGGGUUAAAGCGUCUGCUUUGGGCUAGGGUCAUGAUCCCAGGG
Lontra canadensis (Northern American river otter) is the source of this 675-nucleotide messenger RNA. RefSeq names its product basic proline-rich protein-like. NCBI's taxonomy places the organism in Eukaryota, Metazoa, Chordata, Mammalia, Carnivora, Mustelidae. The transcript is spliced from 3 exons. Bases 1 to 555 code for a protein of 184 amino acids. The record is from RefSeq and is a predicted model, not a curated record.